Molecule: messenger RNA, 933 nt
Organism: Atta colombica
Lineage: Eukaryota; Metazoa; Arthropoda; Insecta; Hymenoptera; Formicidae
Exons: 5
Coding region: 1-933 (310 amino acids)
Source: RefSeq, a predicted model, not a curated record
AUGUCCUGCCUGAGCGCGUUGCACACGCAGAUAGGGACCCUGCUUUCCGUGCCCCACGAGAUUCUACUUCUGCGACACAAGGUUUUCCGUGAAUAUGCGAAAAUCGCAGUUGGACCAGACUUUAUCCACACGCUGCCAUCCUUCCUAAUCCUGACGGCCGUGCUAUUCAUCCUCUGGAAGAAUCCUCCGUCCUCCACGCGGCUUAUGAACAUCGUAGGCGCGACAUUUAUUUAUAAAGUAUUUCAGGUGUCAGUUAGCUGGCUCACAAUUAAUGCUCUUUUAUGGCUAUGGCUGAUCCUCCAAAGGAUACUCUAUUGCAGCGUCUGGCAUUAUUGGAGUUACGAAUCUGAAUAUCGAGAUGUUUCAUAUCCCUGGUGGCAACAUGUCUGGUCUUCAUAUUAUCCUGUACCCAUACAGCCACCAGUGAUGUCGGCCGGUUUUAUUAGUUGGAUUAUCGCGAUGUUGAUUGCCAUAACCGCUUUGGGAUGUGCAAACUCUACAGAUCGCAUGGAAACUUUUGUUAAAGUAUCUUUAGCUAAAUUUCGGAACGCGUUUGCAAUGAUCAAAUUAUAUAUGGAAUGGUCAGAGGAUGGAGCGCAAGAGGAGAUCCUCGUACCUACUGAAGCAAACAUGAUAUUGGAUGAAAUCAGUACAGGUUACGACGAUGGCCGCUCAGAAACGUUGAACGAUACAAAUCAUGCAGCGCGUGGGGAUAUACAUCCGAUUUCUUACGGAACGAAUUGGAUGCCGCAGCCAAAUUUCUCCCCGUUCAAGGAAAUGCAGCGAAAAAUAUCGAUGAAAUCCUUUCACACGGUGACAGGCACCAAUGACAUUCAGGAUCCUGACAAAUUCGCGGCCAAGCAAUUGCGAAACCGACGUGGCUGUCACACCGUGAUACCGAGCAAUUGCAGCGAGCAAUCAAGUGAAUGUUGA